Nicotiana attenuata is the source of this 1067-nucleotide messenger RNA. RefSeq names its product SWR1 complex subunit 6. The transcript has 5 exons. Gene Ontology annotation, molecular function: nucleosome binding. Lineage: Eukaryota; Viridiplantae; Streptophyta; Magnoliopsida; Solanales; Solanaceae. The record is from RefSeq and is a predicted model, not a curated record. The coding region runs from base 203 to 718 and encodes 171 amino acids. Gene Ontology annotation, cellular component: Swr1 complex. Gene Ontology annotation, biological process: chromatin remodeling.
AAAAAACAAGGCUUCUUAAACCCUAAUUCUCCCGCCGGCCGGUCACUUGUCGCCAUUUUCACCUUCCUCUCCGGCUACUUCUUUAAGAUUACAAAAUAAGUCAGAAUUUUUCUGCGUAUUCCAAUCAGGAAAGUGAAGAAAAAUUCGAAUACUAACAAGAUUAAAAAAUCAAUUUCGUAAUUUUCAAUCUGACUUUGAAGAAAUGGAUGAAGAAAUGUCAAAUUCAGCGAGGCGAAUGUCAAUGCGAACUCGUAAGGUUGCUCCAAAAAUGGCUGCUGCUCUUGCAAGUUCUGAUAAUAGAACUCAGGCUAUGCUGGCGCGUCUUGAUGCAUUGGAAAGUGAUAAUGCAGUAGUGGAACAACAACCACUUGAUGAUGAUGAUGAAGCUUCUCUUGAUGAUGAAGAUCAAGUAUUUCAUAAGAAGUACCCAAAAGGCACAAAACGGAAAACACGCCAAGCUAAGGCACUUGAGAAUAAGAGAGCGCCCAAAACAUUCCUUGAGCUCUUGCAUGAGGCAAACCUGGAGUCCUUGCCACCCCAUGUGCCAACCUAUUCAAGAGCAGCAGUGGGACCACCAAGUUCCAUCUCUCGCCGUCAUUUCUGCACGGUUUGUGGUUUCUCUGCGAACUAUACAUGUGUGCAAUGUGGGAUGCGCUUCUGCUCAAUCAAAUGCCAGACCAUCCACAAAGAUACUCGGUGCUUGAAAUUUGUUGCUUGAUUGGUGAGAAUUGAAAACUAAAUGAAUUGGAUGGACAUCCUUAUCACAUGUUCGAGCCGUGGAAGCAGCCACUAAUGCUUGCAUUAGGGUAGGCUAUCUGUAUCACACCCCUUGGGAUCAGGCUCUUCCCUGGGCCCUACAUGAAUGCGGGAUGCUUCGUGCACUAGCUUCCUUUUUUUCUGAGUAGUCCUUUUGUCCUUUUUCUCCAGAGCACCAUUGUUUGAUAUUCAAGCUCCUGUCUGUCGUAUGUUAGUGUGAUACAUUAUAGAGCCUGAAAUGGAUUAUUUAAUUCACUCACUCUUCAACAAAUAAAUUCAGGAAAAAAUUCAUGUUUUUUUCCAGCUUUUAA